Zea mays is the source of this 2012-nucleotide messenger RNA. Its product is annotated as RNA-binding CRS1 / YhbY (CRM) domain protein. The transcript has 4 exons. Gene Ontology annotation, molecular function: RNA binding. Lineage: Eukaryota; Viridiplantae; Streptophyta; Magnoliopsida; Poales; Poaceae. The record is from RefSeq and is a predicted model, not a curated record. Bases 636 to 1664 code for a protein of 342 amino acids.
CAGCAGAAUUCUCGCGCCGCAACGCGACGCAAUGCCCCACCCGCACGGUCGCGCCGCGCAGCGCAGGAACCCCCACCACGCGGUCGGCGUCGGCGUCGGCGGCGGUGCUCCCGCCUCCCCGCCGUCGGCGUAGCUCCCGCGCGCUUCGGCCCUGGGCGCCGGUGUGGUUUCUCCAUCACGCUCUCUCGCGCUUCCUACCUGCGUGCGCCCUGCUGCCCGGUGAUGGCCAGCCGUCUCUUCGUGCUCCGUCGGCACACGAGGUGGUGGCAGCGGCAGGCGCCACGGCCUCGCUCGCUUUGCCCGCCGUCUCACGGUGGGGACUCGGCGUCUUCCCAUGGGACGCUGGAGCUGCUCGCGCGUCUGCGCAGCUCACCAUCGUUUUCAACCGAGAUGCUAGGUUCUUCAGGUUGUUGCAGAGUUGUAGCAUUCAAGCCUGCCAUUGUAUCCAUACGAGUCCAUCAGUCAAUAGCGGAAAUCAGGCUACUGCAGAGCCUCAACAACAGAAUCCAGGAGUGCCUGUACCGGUUGAUGGUUCUAGUGAACUAAAACCCAAGAGGACAAAGCUGAAAGGAAGGAGGGCAGUGACAAAUUUUUUGAAAUCCUUGAGAUGGAAAAAGAAAAAGGAGUUUCAAAGAAUGACUGCAGAGGAGAAGAUUUUGUACAAACUGAAGCUAGCUCGAAAGAAGGAAGAGCGGCUUGUUGUGGCACUGAAGAAAAUUGAACCAGAGGAUCCAUCAGAACCUACACAUGAUCCCGAGGUGCUUACACCUGAAGAGCACUUCUAUUUCCUCAAGAUGGGCCAAAAAUGUAAAAAUUAUGUGCCUGUUGGAAGACGUGGAAUUUACCAGGGAGUGAUCUUGAACAUGCACUUGCAUUGGAAAAAGCAUCAAACUCUCCAGGUAAUUGUGAAGACAUUUACACCAGAGGAGGUCAAGGAAAUUGCCAUCGAGUUAGCCACACUAAGUGGUGGGAUUGUGCUUGACAUUCAAGAUGGGAACACAAUUAUUAUGUACAGAGGGAAAAACUAUGCACAGCCACCACCAGAGAUCAUGUCUCCAAAAGUUUCCCUCUCUAGAAAAAAGGCACUGGAUAAAUCCAAAUAUAUGGAAAAGCUCAGAGCUCUUAGGCGGUACAUUCCCAGACUUGAGCAGGAGCUUGAAGAUCUUCAUGCACAGAUGAAGUUAGCUGGAGAGCAUCAAGGACAAAAUGCAGGGAAACAUGUUGCUUCAAUUUCACAUAAUACAAACAGUAUGCCAGUGAGAAAAGAACCUUGUGGUUCAAUUCGCAACAAAACAGUAUCUGAUCUCCUAUCAGAAACUGUAGAGGGAUCCAAGAGGUUAGAGGAUGAAAGUUCUGCGAUUGAAGACGACUCAGCUUCAGAGUCUCUGUCAUUUACAGAGUCUGAGGAUCUCUCUGACAUUUUUGAGACAGAAUCAGAGGAGCAGGAAGAGGACAACAAGGAUCGCCCCUUAUAUCUCGAUAGGCUGGAUAAGUUUCCCUCAGGAAAAAAUGAUAAUGAACCAGAUGAUUUUGAGGAGCAUCUGCGGAGGAUCGCUUCACUUUCAGAUAAGACUGAUUCACCUUCAAAAGAACUGAAAGUGUCAGAGCUCGAUGAGAUUGAUAAAAUCUUUCUGAGAGCAAGUUCGUUGUUGAAGAAAAGGUGAACCUUUGGGAUUUGUAUAUGACAAUCGUCAUAUUUAUAUGCACUGCGAAAAGUAUUUUGUGCAGUUUUAAUGGCAUCUUCAGAAAAAAAGUUUAUGAUCGUCUAGUGAUAGGGCCAACCCUCAAAGUUUGUGGUCACCAUUGUUUUACGGUGAUUAUAAUAUAACUGGAAUUCUGUGGGGUUGUUUGAAUUUGUUGACUGAUAACUUCGAUGUGUCAUACAGCAGAUUCUUGUUGUUUCAUGCUUUUGUUGCAGUUUCUGAUGUUAGUUGUAGCCAUCCUUUGUAAAAUUGUAAGUGCUAUUUUUUUUCUAAAACCUUGAACAUAUGCGACUACCCACUCGUACAAAA